AUGGCCUGGCUCCUUUUAAAUAAUGGACCCGAAUCGGGCAUAAAAUUCUCAGCAUCACCUCCCAAGUUAAACGACAUUCUCCUCAACUGUUUUAUAGACUGGACACUCAACUUCCAUUCUCUGGUCCUCAGGCACAACGAGACCCAACAUUACAUCUUCGUGGUGGCCUGCCAGGACAGCGGGAAGCCUCCACUCUCUUCCACUGUCAGCGUCUACAUCAACGUGGUGGACGUCAAUGACAACGCACCGCUCUUCGACCCCAUGUCCUAUUCCAACGAGCUCUACGAGAACGCUACUGUGGGCACCAGUGUAGUCACCGUCACAGCCACUGAUCUGGACUCAGGAGAGAACGGGCGGGUGGAAUACAACAUCAUCGCAGGAGAUGAAGACUCGGCCUUCGAAGUGGACAUCGACAACGGGACAUUGAGGACUAGGAGACCUCUGGACAGGGAGACCAAGCCGGUCUACAACUUGGUUGUCAUGGCAACAGACCAAGCUAAGCUGGCGCACCACAGGCUAUCAUCAACCGUUCAGGUGAGCGUGGUGGUGAAAGACGUGAACGACGAGUGGCCCGAAUUUGUUUCGCCGAAGACGGCAGGGGUCGGGGAGAACUCGGCGGCGGGCACGGUGGUGCUGGCCGUGAAGGCGGUGGACAAGGACGAAGGAAGGAACGGCUACGUGGAGUACCGGCUGAGCGGGGAGGGCGCACCCACCUUCACCCUCGGGCCGGUGGACGGCCUCCUGCGGGUGGCGGGCCCCCUGGACAGGGAGCGAAGGGCCAACUACAGCCUCGAGGUGACCGCUCGGGACAGGGGAGAGCCCUCCAAGGACAACAAGCAAUCCCUCCUCAUCACUGUCUUGGACAUGAACGACAACGCGCCUGUCUUCGACCCCAAGCAGUACUCGGCUUCGGUACCAGAGAACGCCAGCAUCGGAGCGAGUGUUCUGCAGGUCUCAGCAACUGAUGUUGAUGAAGGCAUGAACGGCAGGAUACGCUAUUCCAUCGUCGGAGGUGACGAGAACCGCGACUUUUCGAUCGGUGAGGAUUCAGGGGUUGUACGGGUGGCUAAAAACUUGAACUUCGAGCGCAAGUCUCGCUACGCCCUCACCGUCAGGGCAGAGGAUUGCAGCCAGGAUUCGGCCACUAAACACGAUACAGCAGUGGUCACUGUGUCAGUUUCUGAUAUCAACGACAAUCCUCCAACGUUCCUUGAUUCUCCAUACCUCGCCUACGUAAUGGAAAAUGUUCUGCCUCCUCCAUCCGGCUACGUUAUCAAGGUGUCCGCCUUCGACGCUGAUACCCCACCAUUCAAUGGUCAAGUGCGAUACUUCUUGAAAGAGGGCGAUGGCGAACUUUUCAGAAUCAACACCUUCACUGGAGAGAUCUCUCUUCUCAAACCUCUAGACAGGGAGACUCAGGCGGAGUAUACAUUGUCACUAGUCGCAAUGGAUACAGCGAGGUGUAGUGUUCACAUCCUUGAACAGGCGAAGUAUAACAUGAGAAACAUGAGAUCUCUCAAGAGAGAGCACCUCAUUAGAACUGAUACCUGCAGCUGUCCGAUACAAAACUUUUCGCAACCGAUUGAUCGAUAG
Nezara viridula (southern green stink bug) is the source of this 1593-nucleotide messenger RNA. The record is from the annotation of a GenBank genome assembly. NCBI's taxonomy places the organism in Eukaryota, Metazoa, Arthropoda, Insecta, Hemiptera, Pentatomidae.